AAUCUCUCGUCGCUAGCCGAAACACAAGGCCCACUUUAGAUGUGUCGGACCAUAUUGCUGCUCUGCCUUUCCCACCUGGGGCUCGCGCUGCUCACGGCAAAGAGUCCUGUCUCCUGCAGCAGCCUGGCUCACGGCAAAGGCGCAGUGGCCCGGCGUGCUCACGCCGCGGCGGCCGCCGGCUACGUGCCUCAGCCGCACAGCUGCGCGUCGGCACGGCUGCGUCCUCGGCAAGUGCAGCUGGUUAUGCAGCUCUCCGAGGACGAGAUCAAGCAGAAGCUGUCUGCGCUGCGGCGUGGUGGCCGGCGGCUUGCCACCUCCCCUGCCGUCACCUCACCUUCCACCGCCGCCGCCUCGCCUCUUGACGGCGCCGCCUCAGCCGACGUCGCCGCCUCACCACAAGCUUCGGCAGCGCCAGCGGCGCCGGCUCCAAAUAUCGUCGGCGGUACCGUCCUCCCCACCGACGGCCCUGCGCCGAUCGAGCGGCUGCGGACGGCGGUCGCCUCGCGACGCGCAGAAGGCGAGCCGCUCGACGAGGGCGCGGCCGGGCGGGUGGUGGAGUUCCUCAACGCGGAGCUGGGCGACGAGAUGCUGGGCUGGCUGCUGCGCUGGACGGAGGUGGGAGACAAGGCGCGGCGGCGGAACAUGUGGAGCCGCGGCUCCUGGACCCCGCGCACGGCGACGCUGACCUCGGUCUCCGGCGCCGCGCUCUCCUUUCGGGUGGGGGUGGCGGUGCGGGGGCGCAAGGAGCUGGAGCACGUCGAGAGCGAGCUCCCCCUCCCGCACGCCGUCGAGACGGUGGACGGGCUGCGGGACGAGCUGCUCCGCCUCUCUGCCGAGCCGGCGGACAAGGGGAGCGAGCCGGCGCUGGCCCCGGGCAGCAGCGCCGCCCUGCUUCGGCUGCCUGGCGCGACGGACGACUGGUCGCUGCCGAGAGACCUGUGGCUCAACACCACCCCGUACCCGCGCGAGGUGAGGGAGAUGGUCUACUCCGACGUCGCGGCGGCGGUGCAGGCGGCUGUCGCCGACCCGGCCUGCCCGCGCCGGAUGAAGCUGCUUGUUGCGCCGCCCGAGCUGAACAUGGAGAUGGACUCGUACCGGGUAGGAAGCAUGCUCGAGCUCGUGCGCAAGGUCUCGCUCGACCUCGCGGCGUGCGGCCUCCACACUCGCGUGUGCGUGCAGGGCUCGAUGGGCGAGGGCGUGCUCGCGGGCGUCCCUCGCGUGCUGGCGGGGGUGAGCAAGCUGCUUGGUAUGAUGGACUGGCAGGCGGGAGAGGGCGAGCCGAACGAGGGCUUGCUCGGAGCCGGUGCCGCCGACGCCCUCGUCCGGUUCGGCGCCAUCGGUGGGGAGGAGGUGGCGCCGGACGACGACGUGCUCCUCGUCCUCGCGCCGCAGUCGAUGGUGGGCGCUCCGAUUGUGCCGCCGCUCGAGGCGCUGAGCGAGGCGGCGGUCUCGCAGGGCUCCGCCGUCGUGCUGAUCAACCCGCUGCUGCAGGACCGCCAGUCCAGCUCCGGGGUGAUGGGCGUGCGCGGCCGCGCCGAGCGGCUGGCCUUUGCGGAGAGCUUCGCCGAGAUCUACCACUUCCGGCUCCUCUACUCGGGGACUACCUUCAUGUACCCCAUCCUCGGCGCGCUGCGCAUGGCGCGCCAGGACGGGCGGCGCGUCCUCUACCGGCGGCUCGAGGGCGGCGGCGGCGAGCAGUACCUCCCUGUCGGCUGCUGGGUCGGCCGCGAGCCGACCCCGCGUGAGAUGUCCGAGCUGCUGCCCAGCACGGUGGGAUCGGGCGAGGCGCGCGGGGAGAGCGCGGCCGCGCCCCCGGGGUCUGCCACGGGGUCUGCGGACGAGAGGAUGCCGUGGGACUGAUUGUGACACUGAUACUGGUGCAGACGUGAGCGUGCGUGUGUGGAUGUGUCUCACAGACAGCGGCCGAAGCCCGGCAGCUCGGGUGGCACAAGUGCCUAGCGGCCAUUAAAUAAUACGGAAGCGGCUUUAUCAUGUGAGCAUUCGUGCAUAAAUCAGAUACCAGACCUCGGUUUCCCAUAGCGCAUAGGGUUUCUGCUGCGGUUUCCCAUGGCGGUUUCCCAUAGCCGAAAAACCAGGCUCCAGGGUCGGUCGGUUUCUGCGGCGCGCUCUGUUUUUUCUGGGAUCUGGUUCGGCGGCCAGAGCGUCAGUAGCAAAAAGGGGUGGCGGAGGCGAGGGGUGGUGGCGAUGCCGGAGGCGGUGGCGGUGCCGUGUGGAGAGUGACGCGACGCGGCCGAGCCUUGUUGUUCGUCAACCAUCCUUGCGGCUCGGAGAAGAUCUGCAGCAUAGAAGUCUGUCCACAAGCAAGGGAAUCGCGCCAGCAGCCAGAGCUCGAUGUGCCAUGAAUAUCGCCAGGAAGAGGGCGGGUGGGGGCGAUUGAAUCAUGGCGCGAGGCGCGCUGGCUCCAUGGCAGCACGUUGAAGCAGAGCAGGUGGGGACGAGGACGCGCGUGAUAGAGCGAGUCGAGAUACACUCCGGCGAGGCGACAGCAGAUCCAGCUGCUCGCCCGCCACGCCGCCGACGAGACGGCGCACGAGACGACGCUCUUCUCGAUGAAGAGCUCGUCGAGAUAUACUCUGGCGAGGCGACAGCAGAUCCAGCUGCUCG
Molecule: messenger RNA, 2625 nt
Organism: Emiliania huxleyi CCMP1516
Lineage: Eukaryota; Haptophyta; Isochrysidales; Noelaerhabdaceae
Exons: 13
Coding region: 40-1860 (606 amino acids)
Source: RefSeq, a predicted model, not a curated record